Lipotes vexillifer (Yangtze River dolphin) is the source of this 1950-nucleotide messenger RNA. RefSeq names its product actin binding LIM protein family member 2 (gene ABLIM2). NCBI's taxonomy places the organism in Eukaryota, Metazoa, Chordata, Mammalia, Artiodactyla, Lipotidae. Gene Ontology annotation, cellular component: actin cytoskeleton. Gene Ontology annotation, biological process: lamellipodium assembly; cytoskeleton organization. Gene Ontology annotation, molecular function: actin filament binding. The transcript is spliced from 21 exons. The record is from RefSeq and is a predicted model, not a curated record. The coding region runs from base 4 to 1950 and encodes 648 amino acids.
GGGAUGCCCGGAGGAGGGACAGUGUCGGAGCCCCAGGCUGCCCACAGUGCCCCGGAGAAGCCGGCCAGCACCGCGAUCCUGUGCAACACCUGCGGGAACGUGUGCAGGGGGGAGGUGCUGCGGGUGCAGAGCAAGUAUUUCCACAUCCAGUGCUUCGUCUGCAAAGAAUGCGGCUGUGACCUGGCCGAGGGCGGCUUCUUCGUGCGGCAGGGCGAGUACAUCUGCACCCAGGACUACCAGAGACUGUACGGGACCCGCUGCUUUAGCUGCGACCAGUUCAUCGAGGGUGAGGUGGUGUCGGCGCUGGGCAAGACCUACCACCCCAGCUGCUUCGUGUGUGCCGUCUGCCGGUUGCCCUUCCCGCCCGGGGACCGAGUGACCUUCAACGGCAAGGAAUGCAUGUGCCAGAAGUGCUCCCUGCCCACAUCAGCGGGCAGCAGCGUGCCCCUGUCCCAGGGCCUCUGGAGUUGCAAGGGCUGCGGAGUGGAGAUCAAAAACGGCCAGUCCCUGGUGGCCCUGGAGAAACACUGGCAUCUGGGCUGUUUCAAGUGCAAGACGUGCGGGAAACAACUGAACGCGGAGUAUAUCAGCAAGGAUGGGCUGCCCUACUGUGAGGCCGACUAUCACACCAAAUUCGGGAUCCGCUGCGAUGGCUGUGACAAGUACAUCACGGGGCACGUGCUGGAGGCGGGCGAGAAGCACUUCCACCCUCUGUGUGCGCUAUGUGUCGGGUGCGGCCGGAUGUUCGCGGAAGGCGAGGAGAUGUAUCUGCAAGGCUCCUCCAUCUGGCACCCGGCGUGUCGACAGGCAGCCAGAACUGAAGACAAAAGCAAGGAAACCAGAGCCUCUUCAGAGAGCAUCAUUUCCGUCCCUGCUUCCAGCACCUCAGGGUCUCCGAGCCGCGUGAUUUAUGCCAAGCUGGGUGAUGAGAUCCUUGACUACAGAGACCUGGCCGCUCUCCCUAAAAACAAGGCCAUCUACAGCAUCGACCGCCCCGACAUGAUCUCCUACUCCCCCUUCAUCAGCCACUCGGUGGGGGACAGGCAGAGCUGCAGCGAGGGGUAUCAGGAUGACCGCUCCUACAAGCAGUGCCGGACCUCCAGCCCGAGCUCCACCGGGUCGGUCAGCCUCGGCCGUUACACUCCGACCUUGCGGUCGCCCCAGCACUACAGCCGUCCAGCUGGUACUGUGAGUGUUGGUACCAGUAGCUGCCUGUCCCUGUCCCAACACCCAAGCCCUACAUCCGUGUUCAGACAUCAUUACAUCCCCUACUUCCGAGGCAGUGAAAGUGGCCGGAGCACCUCCAGCCUCUCCGUGCUCUCAGACAGCAAGCCUCCCCCCUCCACCUACCAGCAGGCUCCUCGCCACUUCCAUGUCCCAGACACUGGCGUCAAAGAUAACAUCUAUAGGAAACCCCCCAUCUACAAGCAGCAUGCCGGGCGGCGAUCAGAUGGGGAGGACGGAAGUUUCGACCCGGAUAACAGGAAGCAGAAGACCCACUGGCUGCUUCUCAAGGGGGACGGAGACACUAGGACCAACUCUCCAGACCUAGACAGCCAGUCUUUGGCCCACAGUAGCGGGACUGAUAGAGGCCCUCUCCAAACGAUGCCAGGGGACAACAUUUACUCACGGUUCCCCUAUUCCAAGUCUGACCCUGUCCCAGGACAUGGCAAGAAUGGCUUGGACCACCGGAAUGCCAAUCUGGCCCCUUGUGGAGCAGACCUGGAUGCCAGCUGGGGCACGCGAGAAUACAAGAUCUAUCCUUAUGACGCCCUCAUCGUCACAAACCGAAUCCGCGUGAAGCUGCCCAAAGACGUGGACCGGACGAGACUGGAGAGACACUUGUCGCCCGAGGAGUUCCAGGAAGUGUUUGGGAUGAGCAUGGAAGAGUUUGACCGCCUGGCCCUCUGGAAGAGGAACGACCUCAAAAAGAAAGCCCUGCUGUUUUGA